AUGUCUGUAGUCAAAAGCGAUAACCAAAAUGAUGAGUGGAAAAAGGACCUCAAAUUACCAGCAAAGGAUCUCCGUUAUAGAACUAAAGAUGUAACCGAAACUAAGGGUAUCGAGUUUGAAGAUUUUUGUUUGAAGAGAGAAUUACUUAAAGGAAUUUUUGAAAAAGGAUGGGAAAAACCUUCACCAAUUCAGGAAGCUUCUAUUGCUGUUGCUUUAUCUGGACAAGAUAUCCUUGCUCGUGCUAAAAAUGGAACUGGAAAAACUGGUGCUUAUUGUAUACCAUGUGUUGAAAAGAUCGAUCCAACUGUUGACUCAAUCCAGGCUAUCAUUGUCGUACCAACAAGAGAAUUGGCCCUCCAAACAUCCCAAAUUUGUGUUGAAUUGUGCAAACAUUUACCAAUCAAGGUUAUGGUUACUACUGGUGGGACUGUCUUAUCUGACGAUAUUAUGAGACUUAAUGGUACUGUUCAUCUUGUUGUUGCAACUCCUGGAAGGGUCCUUGAUUUAAUUGAGAAGAAAAUUGCUAAAGUUGAUAAAUGCAAUACUAUUGUUCUUGAUGAAGCCGACAAACUUCUUUCCCAGGACUUUCAAGGAAUUCUUGAUAGACUUAUUGAAUCCCUUCCAAAAGGUCGUCAAAUUAUGUUGUAUUCAGCCACCUUCCCAUUGACUGUUGAACAAUUUAUGAAACAACAUAUGAAGAGACCAUAUGAAAUUAAUCUCAUGGAUGAGUUAACACUUCUUGGAGUUACUCAAUACUACGCUUAUGUUCAGGAGAAACAAAAGGUUCAUUGUUUGAACACACUUUUUAGAAAACUCCGUAUCAACCAAUCAAUUAUCUUCUGUAACUCUACUCAACGUGUUGAACUUUUGGCUAAAAAGAUUACUGAACUUGGUUAUUCAUGUUACUAUAUUCAUUCUAAGAUGGCCCAACAACACCGUAACAGAAUCUUCCAUGAUUUCCGUCAAGGAAAUUGUCGUAAUCUUGUUUGUUCGGAUCUCUUUACUCGUGGUAUUGAUAUCCAAGCUGUCAAUGUUGUUAUUAAUUUCGACUUCCCAAGGAAUGCUGAGACAUACCUUCAUAGAAUCGGACGUUCUGGACGUUAUGGUCAUUUAGGAGUUGCUAUUAAUCUUAUUACUUAUGAGGAUCGUUAUAACUUACGUCGGAUUGAACGCGAAUUGCAAACAACUAUUGACCCUGUUCCUAAGAGCAUUGAUCCAAAACUCUAUGUCGCUGAGUAUCAACUUGUCAACGAUCUAUCUAAUAUAGAUGUCAAUAAGGAUGAUGAUCAAGAUAAUAACUAA
Strongyloides ratti is the source of this 1302-nucleotide messenger RNA. Its product is annotated as Probable ATP-dependent RNA helicase DDX6. The record is from RefSeq and is a predicted model, not a curated record. The coding region runs from base 1 to 1302 and encodes 433 amino acids. The transcript is spliced from 2 exons. Gene Ontology annotation, molecular function: RNA helicase activity; mRNA binding; ATP binding. Gene Ontology annotation, cellular component: cytoplasmic stress granule; P-body. Lineage: Eukaryota; Metazoa; Nematoda; Chromadorea; Rhabditida; Strongyloididae. Gene Ontology annotation, biological process: cytoplasmic stress granule assembly; P-body assembly.